CCUUUAAAACAUAAAAUGAAAGAAGAAACUCUUUCUUUAAAUAAAUCACUUUUAUUCACCAUGUCUAUGUCAUAUGUUUUCUAUUGUCUUGCCUAUACUAAUCAGUAAAGGUUACGUACACGUUUGCUUUCCAUAUGACCACAGCCCUCCAUGAAGCCCCAGUGACACCAAACUAGAACUCCCCAGUAGGCUAAGUGGAAACCCCUGAAGCCUUCUGGACCGGGACUCCACGAGCAUUGUGGGAAAUGUAGUCUCGGGUGGAUUUCCCCUGGGAACGCUGGGGAAGCUGGGUAGGUCACUACUUCCGCACACGCGCAGUGGGGACUUCAGGAAUCGUCUGCGUCCCUCCACUUGUUUCAAUUCUGAGCGCAGGUGACCCAAGAGGGCUUGAGGCACAGUUGGGGAGCAGAAACCGGUUUGUCCGCUCAUGCGAAGGAAGUAAAAUUGGAACAGUUAAGAGGAAAGAGGUUAAUCCGAGGAAGAUGCUCUCCUGACCUGUGAAUUUCACCUCGUUUCAGGAGAGUGGUGCUCACUACAGUUCGAAGAUGAAUGUACUAUUCCAGGGAUCAGUGACAUUCCAGGAUGUGGCCAUGGACUUCACCCUGGAGGAGUGGCAGCUGCUGGGAUGUGCUCAGAGGAAGCUGUAUUGGGAUGUGAUGCUGGAGAACUUUAGAAACUGUAUCUCAGUGGGGUGUCCAGACACCAAGACAAAAGUGAUCUUCAAGGUGGAGCAAGGACAGGAGCCAUGGAUGGUGGAGGGAGAGAACCCACGUUGGCGCACUCCCGAAGGUAUCUGCUUACUUGAUGAUGAGCUAGAGAGACAGGAAGGAAGCAAAGACAGUUUUUGGAACCAUGAUAUGUUCACCUUCAAGAAAACACUGACCAAUGAGACAGUCCAGAAUUGUAAUCUGAGUAUCAAAUUUAUUUCUUCAAGACAAAAACACCAUAAAUGUGAGUCAAAUGGAAAGAGUUUGCAACCUAAUUUACACUUCCUUAAUUAUAGUAAAAGUUAUACUAGCAAAAACCCUUAUGAAUACAAGGAAUGUGGAAGAGCCGUCAAAAACAAGUGGUGUCUCAUUAGACAUGAAAAAAAGCAUGCAAGGAAAAAAACCUUUGGGUGCAAUGACUGUGGGAAAGCCUUCCAAAAGAAGUCUUGUCUCAUUAGACAUGAAAAAAAGCACUCAAGGGAAAUAAAAACCUUUGAAUGCAAUGACUGUGGGAAAGCCGUUAACAGUAAGAGACACCUUACAGCUCAUCAAAAAAUUCAUAGUGGAGAGAGACCCUUUGUGUGCAGUGAUUGUGGGAAAGCAUUUACACGUAAAGCACAACUGGUGGUCCACCAGCGACUCCAUACUGGAGAGAAGCCUUAUGAAUGCGGUCAGUGUGGGAAAUCAUUCACUUGGCACUCCUCCUUUGCACAACACGUGAAAUCUCACACACCCGAGAACUCAUUUGAAUGUAAGGAAUGUGGGAAAACCUUUAAGUACAGUUCAUCCCUUUAUAAACACUCCAGAAUUCAUACAGGAGAGAAACCGCACCGAUGCAGAGAGUGUGGCAAAGCCUUUGCAGACUCCUCAGUGCUGGUCAUGCAUCAGAGGAUUCACACAGGUGAGAAACCCCGUGGGUGCACUGAGUGUGGCAAAGCCUUCAUCAAGAAGUCACAUCUCCUGAAACAUUACUUAACUCACAGCAGGGCAACAAAAUAAAUGUAACACACAUGGGAAAUCUUUUAACCAGAAGACACAUCUCACCCUCCAUCAAAGAAGUCAUAAAAACAAAGAAGCUUUGUAAGUGUGGGGACACUUAAAAUUUAGCCUUUUAAUAAAGCAGCAAAGAAUUCAUCAUGAGAAAAACCCUAUCAGUUGAAUAAGUGUGGGAAAGUGUGUCCUGAAAUUCAUAUUCUGUAAGUGAUAUUACUGAUUUUAUUGAAAAGAUUACAGAAAAUUUUGAGCCAUAGACAACUUUACAGUAAAGCUGAGGAAGUUGUGAAAAAAAAUGAGUAAUUAAGGCACCAGAGCAGUAUAAUUGCAUAUAUACACUGCCCUCAACUUACGAUUUUUUACACAAAUAAUACAAAUGUCUGCAUUGCUUAAGAAAUUUUUAUAACCGUAGGUUUGAAAUAUGUGCUGUGCACAUUAUACAAAAUUAUAUAUGAUGAUGGUUGCACAACAUUGUGAACAUACUUAAUGCCAAUGAAUCGUACUCUGAAAAAUGGUUUAAAUAGUAAAUUUUAUGUUACGUAUAUUUUACUAUGAUAAAAAUAUGUAAGUAAACUUAAACCGCUUCCAAAAUUAUAUCUAUUAAAAUCUCUGGUAAACCCCUUCGCUAUCUCUUCAAAGCCUAAAAUCGUCAUAUCCAGAAUUGCCAAUUAUAAGUGAAAUAAUAGGGCUCAUGAUUUAGAGUAAAGGUCAGUGCUACGAACUUGAUCUCUAACCAUUUCGUGGCACCUAUGAAUAGUUGUGGCAGUUGUUCACUGAGACUUCUUGAGCCACCUCUUAGAUAGUAAUCAGGGACAGUUAAGAAGUCUACUGGUCUGCUCACCUGAGACUAUCUCGUAAUAGGUUCUGUGCAAAACGUGUGUGUGUGUGUGUGUUUAAUCCUGGUUGACCAGACAACAGCUGUGUUUUGUAUUACUCCAAGCACUUAGUACAGAGAAGGAGGCAUCCUGCAGGUAAACAGCCUUAAGUAAAAGCCAUCCCAUUUCACUGACGCAGCUCCGUAAGUAGAAGUCAGCCUAGCUCAAGCAGCAUAGAACUGGGGUUCUUAGUUUAGAAAAAUUAGGUGUCAUGAUGCUUUGUGAGGCUUCUGGGAAAAAAAAAUCAAUUAUUACCUUUUAGUUUUAGAAAUUGUCUCAGAGAUAUCUCAGGCUCAUUUGGAAAUUUCCAGGUGGCUAGCAUAGGUAGAUCAAGCUAUUUUGAAAAGCUUUUUUCUACUUCCUUGAACUGCUUAGCAACUCUUUUAUAAUUCGACAUUAUGUAAAUUCUGUGGAUUCCUUUUAAAGACACGUGAACUAGCGAUGAGGUAAGUGAAACUUCUGCAUUUCACUUGAAGUGUUACUUGCUAUUAUUAAAGAGUCUUUAAGCCCUUUCUUCAGAUGUAUUUGUGAAGCUUAUGUACAGCAUUGAGCUUGAACCUGUAUUCACAAAACCAGGUUUUCUCUUGCAAGCAUACAUUUUUGGAUUAAAUGUGUGAACUUGGAAUUGUUUUUCCUCAUUAGCAUUUUUGCAGGGUGAUGAAAGACUUACGAAUGAAAGUGAUUUUCUGAAUAUCCAUCAAAUCGAAGGUAAACCGUGUCUUACAGCACUUUCAUACUAAAACUAUAUGCUAAUUAAACUUAGGCAAUCACCCCAAAUCGCUUGGCAGACCACAAAAGUAUACAUGUAAGUUAUAAACUCAAGGAGCUUUUUUCAAAGCUGCCUCUUCUCUCACUUCCUUUUAAAGCUGACAUUUUGCUUUAUUUAACAUUUUCUCCUCCUCUCCUGACUUUUUCUCAGCUCCUGGCCUUAGCAGUAAUAGCAUCUGAGCAAAUCUAGACGUUAAGACAGCAAGAAAACACCCUUGAGGCGGGGAAGGGGGAGUGUUUUCAUUGCUGCUGGAAUGAUGUGAGCCUCCUAAAAAGAGAGGCCUUGCACAUCAAGGUGGAAAACUGAGAGUAAGAAGGGGCCCGGGAGGUUCAUUUGGUAUUAUGAUCUGAGCUCUUAAUUAAACUGUUUGUUCCCUUUCUUAUAGAGGAAAAUAAUUAGCUAACUAUGAACCAUAAUGAACCAGAACUCAUUCAUGACCUCCGAAGAAGAAAACUCUAGGUCCAGAGGAUUUCACUGAUGAAUUCUACCAAACACUUAAGGAAGAAAUAACAAUUCUUCACAGUUUCUUCUAGAAGAUAAAGAGGCAAUACUUUGUAGCUCAUUUUAUAAAGGAAGUAGUAACCUCAUGUCAAAACAAGGCAAGACAGAAGUCACAGUCUUCUGUAACCUAACCACAGAAGUAACACCCCCAUCACUGUUGCCAUGAUCAUUUCAUUAUAAGAAACUGAAAGGGAAAUUAAUAUUGUUAGUAUUUCUUAUUCUGUUUGUUAGAGGCAAGUUAUUAUGAAAUAAUGCAAGAGGAAGGGAUUGUCCAAGGCUGUGAUUACUUGGGGACGUGAAUAUCAUGGGAGCCAUGUCAGAAGCUUGUAACCACAUGCCCUUUUUAGAUGACCUAAAAUAAAAAAUUCUAACAGUCUUGGAGUUCACACAGUAGAA
Molecule: messenger RNA, 4241 nt
Organism: Camelus dromedarius (Arabian camel)
Lineage: Eukaryota; Metazoa; Chordata; Mammalia; Artiodactyla; Camelidae
Product: zinc finger protein 684
Exons: 5
Coding region: 546-1706 (386 amino acids)
Biological process (GO): regulation of DNA-templated transcription
Source: RefSeq, a predicted model, not a curated record